Molecule: messenger RNA, 2675 nt
Organism: Lineus longissimus
Lineage: Eukaryota; Metazoa; Nemertea; Pilidiophora; Heteronemertea; Lineidae
Product: FMRFamide peptide receptor frpr-18-like
Exons: 1
Coding region: 1215-2237 (340 amino acids)
Biological process (GO): G protein-coupled receptor signaling pathway
Cellular component (GO): plasma membrane
Molecular function (GO): G protein-coupled receptor activity
Source: RefSeq, a predicted model, not a curated record
AUGACAAGUACACGUGCACCAAUGGAUAUCAUCAUGAUGUUUCAGUCAAUGUUACAUCGCUGUCGAUCCAAAGGGGACACAAUAUCCUUUCUCGACUAGAAAAUUGACGGCAUGCCUUUCUCAAAAGGUCUCACUAGAGCGAUAUCUUUACAGAACCAUAUAUUAGAGAGGAUGACGAAAAAUUGAAGUGCUGCCUUCAGGUUUUGCACUUACCAGUCCGUUGUGUUUGCCGCGCUGAUUGUCCUCCUAUGUUGGGUUUGCCUUGAUCUACACCGUAUGUGAACACUGAUGGCAUAUGGACAAAAGCCAUUUCGAAGCCACUGUCCGCCGGAUUAUAUAUAGAGUGUCCCUACGCCGUGAACUUCUGAGCCAACCCGGCCUAACAGCGCCCUUCGAGUCUUCCCAAUACAAGUGCUACAGAAAGUAAUGUUUGAUCUGAAAAGUCGGUGCGAUAUCAGAGUAGAUCUCGUGCCUUUUAGUCUCAAUGCACCAUUUACGUUUACAUAUUUUGACUCAAUAAAAUACCUUAUACGAAAGUCCCGACUUUAUUUCGAGAAGGAGUUGAAAAAGGUACAUCACAAGACAUGACUUGUUGACGAACUAUUGUGAAAAUGGCUAGUGUUUCCAGGUAUCUAAUUGUUCGUUACUGAUGUAAGUAUUCUGGUGGAUUCUUAAUGCAAAAAAGGAGUCAACAGGAUAUUUCCGCAUGUCUGCGUAUAGUCUAUCUCAUAUGACCAGCAACAGCAAAACUAGGCACGUGUUGCAAUAGACUUGGUUUGCUGUGUAGAAUUGGGACAUCGAUUAGGUUUACCUUUGUAAUGAGGGAUGCUAUUCUUCGCCUUGUAGAUGAUUUCCGCUGCUAUCAGUUAAACAUAUAAGCUUCAAAUCAAAAUCUAUUCUACUCUUCGUUGGCCGAAAACAUAUGUUCAUUGUAGUUGACUGUUGCACAUGUGAUUUUGACCAAAUUUUGAGUGGAAACUAAUUAAGAAAAAUGGAGGCAAUCGUGUAUUGAGGAACCCCAUUUCUGAGCGGUGGGUGAGCGCGUUCGUGAUGUGAUGUCAGUCCUGGUGGCUUUUCGUGACAUCUACCUUUUAAGAACCGAUCGCGAAACCUCUGCGGGGUGCAUAUAUAUGUUAACCUAAAAUCUUCAAAGGUGUUUCAAAGCUCAAAGCUUUCGGAGCUACAUGACUUUAGUUGGAAGCUGUUGAAGAACAAUGGCGGUCCACUUAACCGAUAACGAUGUUUUCAACUCCAGUCGGGACACAUUUUACGAAGGCUUGCAUUUGAACCAAUUGUCGAGGUAUACCUGGUUAGCAGUAGCUCCUAUUAUCAUUUUCUUGGGGACAGUCGGUAAUAUUUUAACAUUUGUGGUCCUGAGGCGCCCAAGUCUUCGAUCGUCGACAACGUGUUUCUUUCUGCGAGCGUUAGCCAUGACGGAUUUAUUAACAUUGGACAUCGCCGCUGCAUCAAUAAUGGUGACUAGGGCCAUUUCCAGUAACAUGGUACUAUCGGACUUUCAAUGUCGUGUGCAAUUCGUGGUGAUUCCUAUCACCACAGAUACGUCAUGCUGGAUCCUAGUUGCGGUGACUGCGGAAAGAUUCAUAGCAGUCUGGAAGCCGCUGCAUGCAAGGCAAAUAUGCACUGUAAAGAAAGCAAGGGCGGUAGUCGCAGGAAUUGUCAUGGUACUUUUAGCAAUAAACUUGCCAAUGGUAUUCUUCCUACACCUCGACUCUAAUGGGAUGUGUCGGCCCUAUGACAAACAUAGCUACUUUGCCGAAGAGGUUUUUCCUUGGGUCGACCUCACUAUAUUUAGUUUUGCACCUUUUACCCUCAUUUCAACACUCAAUAUCGCUAUUUGUGCCAUGAUAUACUUGAGAACGCAAACCUCAUUGUUUCGUCAUCAGUCGGUGUCGGCGGAUCAUAAAAACAACUCAUUGACAAAAGAUGCUUCGUUUUCGUCAGUUACCAGAAUGUUAGUGGUUGUUGAUAUAGCUUUCCUGGUGACAACUUCACCUACUGUCCUCUUCAAUUUAUGGAUACCAGACUGGGUGAGUUCAAAAGAUCCCUCCCUAAUGUCAUUGCUCUCACUUGGACGCGCAGCGUGCAAUCUAAUUAUGUUCAUGAAUAAUAUGCUGAAUUUCUACCUUUACAUUCUGACGGGGUCAAAGUUUCGGAUGGAGCUUAUUGCGUUAUUGCACGAUAUUAGAACGUCACUUGUUCGUUGUAAGUGCAUUUGACGAUAAGGGUUUGUGCAUCUUCACAAAAAUGUUACCUCUUUAACGAAAGACGGCAGUGAUUACACAACCUUUCAACUUGUUCCAUGCAACUGACCCUUUUCUGAAAGCGCAAUAAUGUAAAAGAGUGUUUUCCUUUUCAGUAAAAUGCAUGGAAAACAUGCAACACUGGAACAUUUCAGACAAUAAUAAUGCCAUAUACCUACUUAAGGUUGCAAGUUUAGGUCGACAUGUUGCGUGUUCAUGAAUACAUGCAUGUUUGAACAUUCCAAGUGGUCGUUUUCCUUUGACAGAUAUUGUAAAUGGAACUCCAUGAGUAAAAAGUAAAGCAUAUGUACACAGUUUGCUGCUUCACGUAUCUAGCAUGACAAUUGAAUACGUGAUACAUUGGCGGUAUAAUUUCGUCUGCAUUAUCAUCAUUGGUGGCCACUUUGCCGCACC